This is a messenger RNA of Lodderomyces pseudojiufengensis, 2220 nucleotides long. It is a transcript of the gene AKL1, whose product is annotated as serine/threonine protein kinase. Gene Ontology annotation, cellular component: cytoplasm. Bases 1 to 2220 code for a protein of 739 amino acids. Gene Ontology annotation, biological process: actin cortical patch assembly; protein autophosphorylation; peptidyl-threonine phosphorylation. The transcript has a single exon. Gene Ontology annotation, molecular function: ATP binding; protein serine/threonine kinase activity. Lineage: Eukaryota; Fungi; Ascomycota; Pichiomycetes; Serinales; Debaryomycetaceae. The record is from RefSeq and is a predicted model, not a curated record.
AUGGAAAAACUUCAAAAGUUAUCAGAAGGUACAGAAUUACAAGUUGGUAAACAUAAAGUAACUAUAGUUAAAUAUAUAUCUGAAGGAGGUUUUGCUCAUAUAUAUGAAGUAUUGAUAAACACCGGCAACAAAGAACCAAGAAUUGCAUGUUUAAAAAGAGUAAUUGUAGCAGAUAAGAAUGGAUUAAAUCUACUACGGAAAGAAGUUGAUGUUAUGAAAACUUUAAGAGAUGCAAGAAAUAUUGUAACAUAUAUUGAUUCACAUGCAGAAAGAUUAGAAAAUGGAACUUAUCAAGUAUUAGUACUUAUGGAACUUUGUCCCGGAGGAUCCUUAUUAGAUUAUAUGAAUGCUAGAAUUAAAACAAAAUUAACAGAAGUAGAAAUUUUAAAAAUUAUGUUAGAUGUUAGUCAAGGAGUUUAUGAAAUGCAUAGAACAAAAUUAAUUCAUAGAGAUAUUAAAAUUGAAAAUGUAUUAAUUAAUUCUCAACAAAGUUUUAAAUUAUGUGAUUUUGGUUCAACUACUAUCCCAAUAAUGCCACCACAAGAUCAACAACAAUUUAAAUUAAUAAGUCAUGAUAUAUUAUAUCAUACUACUCCUCAAUAUAGAUCACCAGAAAUGAUUGAUUUAUAUAGAAAUAUUCCAAUUGAUGAAAAAGCAGAUAUAUGGGCUUUGGGAUGUUUUCUUUACAAAUUAUGUUAUUAUACAACUCCAUUUGAAGCAAAUGGUGAUAUUGCAAUAUUACAUGCUUCAUUUCAAUUUCCUCAAAUACCUCAAUAUUCAGGAGAUUUAAAAAAUUUAAUAAUAAUAAUGUUACAAGAAAAUGCAUUAUUUAGACCAAAUAUAAUUCAAGUUUUAAUUUUAAUUUGUAAAAUAAUGAAUAUAAAUUUUGAAUCUUUAGGUAUAAAAGAUUUUUAUAAAUUAGGUCCUUAUAAUUUUCAAGCUUUACAAGAAUAUCAAGCUCAAAAACAAAAUGAAAUUAUGCAACAAAAACAGAUAUAUUAUCAACAACAAAGUAUGAUCGAUACUAGUGAAUUGAGGUCACAAGUAGCCCCACAAGUAGUACCACCUCCAUCAACUUCCUCAAAACAAGAAGCAGUCGUGACUGAAGAAAAUUUGGCUCCAAAAUCAUUAGCUCCACCUAAAGAAUCAUUAGAAAAAACACCUAAUUCUUUAUUAGGUUUUAGUCUGGAAAAUGAAGAAGCAAUAUCAGAUUUGGAACAACUUGAAGAUGCUGAAGAAAGAUUUCCUUCAUUGGAUGAUAUUGAUCAUUUAGAUAAAUCAUUAAGUUCUUCUUCUGGAAAAGCUCCAACAAGAUCAACUAGUAUGAAAACAGAUGUUUCAAAAGAAACAACAUCAAAAGUGUUGAGUAAUGAUUAUCAAAAUUUAGAUGCAUGGACAAAUGCUCAAGCUCAAAGUUUGGAAAAGGGAGCUGAACAAUUAGCUGAUGAUAUUUUUGCAAACAACAAUACUAAUAAACAAGAUUAUACAAACAACAUUAAUAAUGCUUCAGGUCAAGAAUAUUCAAAUAACACCAAAAAUACUCCAAACAAUCAAUUUAAAAACCUAUCAAUUGACAACGCAUCAUCUUCCAAUAAUCAACACAAAAAUUUAAACAUUGAUACUUUAUCAUCUCCAAAUAAUCCUUUCCCAUUUGCUAGACCAUCCAAUUUAUCAUCUACAAAAUCUGAAAGUCAUUUUAAACCAGAACAACAUAAAAAUCAUAAUCCAUGGGGCCACACCGUAAAUUCACCUGAAGAAUUUAGACCAAGUCAUAAACCAACAUUACUGCAAUCAUCAAAUAAUAUUCCUAAAUUACAACAACAACCAGAUUUAAUUGAUCUUGAAGUUGGUCUUGCUUCAUCAAAUUCAUCAUCUUCAAUUCUUACAACCACUAAAAAUAAUGAUUCAAAUUUAUCAUUAAUAGAUUUAAAUAAUAGUGAAGAAAAACAAAAAAAAUCAUCAUCUAUAGAAAAACCAACUUUUAAAAAAAGAAUGUCAUCAACUAAUAAUCCCUCACAAAUAAUAUUACAAGAAGAAAUUAUUGAUUUUGCAUCUGAUGAUGAAAAUCUUGAUAAUGGAUCAGAUAUGAGUCGUAUCAAGAUUAGAAAUUCUUUAAAAAAACCAAAAAGUAGAAAAUCAAAUGAAUUAAAAAGAAUUGAUAGUUCACAACAAGGUGAUUCAAAGAAACGUCUUUCAUUUUUUGGUGGUGGUUCAUCAUAA